Alnus glutinosa is the source of this 1037-nucleotide messenger RNA. Its product is annotated as zinc finger protein GIS3. The transcript has a single exon. The record is from RefSeq and is a predicted model, not a curated record. Gene Ontology annotation, cellular component: nucleus. Bases 116 to 832 code for a protein of 238 amino acids. Lineage: Eukaryota; Viridiplantae; Streptophyta; Magnoliopsida; Fagales; Betulaceae. Gene Ontology annotation, biological process: trichome morphogenesis; trichome differentiation; gibberellic acid mediated signaling pathway. Gene Ontology annotation, molecular function: transcription cis-regulatory region binding; DNA-binding transcription factor activity.
CUUUUUACCCUGUAUAUAUACCCCCACACAUGCAGCACUCCUAUACAUCCUCAUUUGAGUCAUUGCCCAUCUCUCUCUCUCUCUCUCUCUUUCUCUUACAGACACACACACACACAUGGCAGAGCUAGACUACCAAAGUACUAAACCAAGCAAUAAUACUUCCACCACCACAACCACACGCUUAAAGCUCUUUGGCUUCAACGUCCAUGAAGAUGAAGAACCCGUAGACUCCGCCAAGACCCCAUCUGGGUCACCGGAUUCGAACUCUUUCCCUCCCUCCGGUGACCGGAAAUACGAGUGCCAGUACUGCUGCCGAGAGUUUGCCAACUCACAAGCCCUCGGUGGCCACCAAAACGCUCACAAGAAAGAGCGACAACAGCUCAAGCGGGCCCAGCUCCAAGCCACCCGAAACGCCGCCGUCGCGUACGUUCGCAACCCCAUCAUAUCGGCUUUUGCGCCUCCGCCGCACCUCCUGGCUCCGGCUGGCACAGUUGUGGUCCCGGCUGGCUCGCCGACGGGUCACCCCUCUUGGGUCUACCUGCCACGCGCCGUGCCCCCGUUCCACGUGUCGCAUGGUAGUGUGUUUUCCACGAGCAGUGGUACUGGUUCUAGUCCUGGAACGGGUGGGAGAGGUUCAGCGAUGUUAUCAUGUGCCGGCGCUGUAGGGGAUUCGUCGGCAUUGACGAUGGGCUCGCAGGUAGUACAGAGCCGGGCCCAUGGGAGGAGUGACGGGCCGUCGUUAAGUAGGUUCUCGAAAGGGGAUAGCGGGCCUGGUUUCGAAGAUGCAUUGGGCUUGGACUUGCAUCUUAGCCUUGCGCCGGCUGCGCCAUGAGUUCGGCUUGGAUGGAUGAUUAUUAAUUAAGCUUAAUCACCAAUUGCUUGGGUUUGGGAGAGAGUCGAGACUCCAAAACUAAAAGAGAGUGAGAUGGCUUAGGGCCAUGGCUCGCUCGCUUAGCUGAGAAUUCAGAAUAGCUCAUGCUUGUACAUUCCCACAUUUAUUUAUUUUUUCUUAAAGGAAGGUGAUUUGGAUAGCACAA